UUCUACGAUCAUUUUAGGGCAGGAGGAGAGGAGGAUGCGAUGCAAGGCUCGCAGAACACCUAUGGCGUCAAGUACCAGGCUAGAUGCAUCGCGGCUGUUGUAGCUGACACGCAGCGGACGCGAUUUCUUGUUGGUACGCUGAGCCUGCGGGAGGAGAAUGAGAUACACCUCUUGCAAAUUGGAGACAAGACCGGAGCUCUAGCUUUCGAUGGACUAUACACGCAUCCUUCCGAGAUCUGGGGACUCUCGGCUUGUCCAUUUGAUGUGAGCAUCUUGUCCACUGUGUAUGCAUCCGCUGGUGAAUUCGGUGCUGCAAUCUGGAAGUUACCGGAGCGAGCAAGGGGUGCUGCAAACACGCCUUUGCAAAAACUAGCCUCUCUAGACGGACAUACACAGCGCAUCAAAUGCACUCUUUGGUUCCCGAAAGGGAAACAUCACCAGAUAGUUAGCAUCGACGCUGAGAAUUUAUAUGUCUGGGAUUUGGAUCCGUCUGGAAAGCCUGCCAAGGAGCUGGGGCGUGUCUCUUCUGGCUUGCAGCAGAUGGCCGGAGGCUGUUGGAGUCCUCACGACGUAUACAUCGUCGCCACUGCGUGUGGAACUUCCUUGAAGUGCUGGGAUCUGCGAACUAUGAAAGAAGCGAGCACUGUGGAUCAAGCUCAUGCAGGACAAGUUCGUGACUUGGAUUACAAUCCAAAACGGCAGCACACAAUAGUUACUUCUGGAGACGACUCAAAAGUUCGAGUAUGGGAUUUGAGGAUGUCGGGUAUGCCACUAUCGGAACUGCCUGGGCAUGCACACUGGACAUUGCGAGUACAAUACAACCGUCGGUACGAAGAACUGAUUCUCAGCGCAGGCACCGAUGCAAUGGUGAACCUUUGGUACGUACCUCCUCCUGCCGAAGGCAAAUCUAAAAGUUCUCUGAGUUCUCCAAAGAUUUCGGAUCCCCUUGUUCGCUCUCAUCACGAGCACGAAGACAGCAUUUACGGCAUCGCGUGGAGUGCUAGAGACCCCUGGGUGUUUGCAUCUUUAUCAUACGACGGCAAUGUUUACAUCGACUACGUCACUCAAGCAGUUCGCAAAAAGCUGACCACCAAGUAGUAGAGCCCACGUCUUGCAACUCAUCAGCAGAGAGCUCUCCCCGGCCCUUCCGAUCUUUGGCAAGCAGCAUCAGGUCUUUGAUUUUCAUUUUACCGGUCCAACGCAGCAACUGGCAUGCGUGGCGCAAAGUAUUUCCAGGUCCCUGGCGCAAGCCUCGGUGAUUUAGCAGCUGGAUAAGCUUGACGCAGUCGAAAACACUUUGCUCGAGUUUGUCCGAGUAAAGCAGGGAGGUUUUCUCUCUUCUCUAGCCGAUCAUCAAUUUAAAAACUGGUUUGAGAUCCAGAGGUUC
This is a messenger RNA of Selaginella moellendorffii, 1387 nucleotides long. RefSeq names its product WD repeat-containing protein DWA2. The transcript is spliced from 13 exons. The record is from RefSeq and is a predicted model, not a curated record. NCBI's taxonomy places the organism in Eukaryota, Viridiplantae, Streptophyta, Lycopodiopsida, Selaginellales, Selaginellaceae. The coding region runs from base 40 to 1098 and encodes 352 amino acids. Gene Ontology annotation, biological process: protein ubiquitination. Gene Ontology annotation, molecular function: protein binding.